UAACACUGACGGCGUGGAAGCCCGGAGGCUCGGUGAUCAUCUUUCGGAUACUAGUUGUCGCUGAAGUCUGGUCUUCUGGUGGUUUGCUUUCCUGCGGCAUCUUUCUUGGGCCCCACAAAGGAUUCAAUCUUAUCAGUCGUGAAGGAGAGGAAGCAGUUAGUGUUGUCCAUGGUGCUGAAGUGGCUGCUCGGAACUUCUGCGUCCAGGUGCAGGAACUUUCUGCGAGAAAUUCUGUAAGAACACGACUCUGUCACAGAGCAAGUAGGCUAUAUCCUGAAAAUAGUAGUAGCUCAUUUUUAAACUCUAAUAGAAGACGCAAGUAGGUAAAAAAGUUUUUUUUACUUACCACCGAGUUACCUGACAGUGAAUCUUUAGUGCAGAAAAAUGAUGCGUGUUUAACUUCGAGCUUAGUGGCUACUGUUUGCUUAGUCCGUAGUUGUUUAGAUGUUUAUUUGAGUGGUUGUUAGUUUUCGUUGUUGUUUGCGGAAGGCCUACAUGUUUGUUUAAUUAUUUGUAAACCUCUGGACACUGGCGAAGAUGGAGGUUUCUGCAAACGGCUCGAGUUUUGCCAUUGAGUCCUUGCUCUCUCACAGGAGCGUGACUGUACUAACUUCCAGAGGUGGCAGCGCGGGUGGACAGUGCCGGUCCCCGGCGGCUCUGAGCCAUGGGUCGGACCUGGAGUCGGAGUGCUCUUCGCUUCCCUCCCCGCGCAGGGACUCCGUGGAGGACAAGGUGCAGAGACUUCCACCCUCACAAAUCUCCCAGCCGAGGACUAUGACUUCUUCCUUUCUUAUCAGAGACAUCUUGUCCGACUGCAAACCGCUAGCCACUUGCGCUCCCUACUCCAGCGACGCACACCGAGCGCACGAGGAUGACUUUCUGGAUAAAGACCACGAUUCCUCUUCAGAUUGUGAUUAUAAUGUUAGGGACGACACAGACCGGGAGAUCUCGAGCAGUCGCGACAGCCCCACGGCACGCAUGAAGAAGCCCCGGAAAGCGCGCACGGCCUUCACCGACCACCAGCUCGCGCAGUUGGAGAGGAGUUUCGAGCGGCAGAAGUACCUCAGCGUGCAGGACCGGAUGGAGCUCGCGGCCACCCUCAGCUUGACGGACACACAAGUGAAGACGUGGUAUCAAAACCGCAGGACGAAAUGGAAAAGGCAGACUGCAGUUGGGCUCGAGUUGCUGGCCGAGGCGGGAAACUACUCGGCUCUACAGAGGAUGUUCCCGUCACCAUAUUUCUACCCUCAAGGUCUGGUCUCCUCCCUAGACCCCGGCGCGAGCAUGUACUUGUACCGGGGAGCCUCCGCGCCUCCCCCGCCUCUUCAGCGCGCUCUGGUUCCGAGACUGUCCCUUCUCCACGAGCUUCAGGGCGGUGAAGCCCUGUCGGCCCCUCCCCAUCUCGGGCCCCUGGCCACGGCUCUGUCCCGACCGACCCCACAUCGCUGAACCAACAGAGACUGGACCCAGCCCUCCACGGUCAGGACUGAGUCGGUGACACCAGGACCAGGCAGGUGCCCAAUUCAAGGACUCAG
This is a messenger RNA of Alosa alosa (allis shad), 1535 nucleotides long. It is a transcript of the gene barhl1a, whose product is annotated as BarH-like homeobox 1a. Bases 538 to 1449 code for a protein of 303 amino acids. The record is from RefSeq and is a predicted model, not a curated record. NCBI's taxonomy places the organism in Eukaryota, Metazoa, Chordata, Actinopteri, Clupeiformes, Clupeidae. Gene Ontology annotation, biological process: regulation of transcription by RNA polymerase II. Gene Ontology annotation, molecular function: DNA-binding transcription factor activity, RNA polymerase II-specific; RNA polymerase II transcription regulatory region sequence-specific DNA binding. Gene Ontology annotation, cellular component: nucleus. The transcript is spliced from 3 exons.